This is a messenger RNA of Manihot esculenta (cassava), 3154 nucleotides long. Its product is annotated as receptor-like protein EIX2. Lineage: Eukaryota; Viridiplantae; Streptophyta; Magnoliopsida; Malpighiales; Euphorbiaceae. The transcript is spliced from 2 exons. The coding region runs from base 123 to 2951 and encodes 942 amino acids. Gene Ontology annotation, molecular function: protein binding. The record is from RefSeq and is a predicted model, not a curated record.
CUUUGUGGACCUUGGCUCUUGACUUUAAUUUGAAGAAUGUUAUGUGGGUUCACAAGAAAUUUCAUAAAUACCAGUAUGUAGCCAUGUUGCUUUAUAGCGAUUCUUACUGUGUGUAAGCAAAAAUGGCCAAAGAAAAUUUCACCUUACUACUCCUCUACUUCCAUCUUCUCUCCAUGUUUGUUUCCCUUGAAGCUACAAUGUUCAGGAACUUCACCACAGCCCCAUGCAAUACAAUUGAGAGGAAAGCACUUGUUGAAUUCAAGGAUGGCGUUGAAGAUCCUACAGGUUUGCUUUCUUCUUGGGUUGGUGAUAACUGUUGCGCAUGGAACGGUGUCGUCUGCAGCAGCACGACAGGUAACAUCAUAAAGCUUCAUCUCAGAAACCUUAAUAAGCUUAGUGAUGCUCAGUUUCUCACGCCAGGUUUGGUGGGAAACAUCAGUCAUUCUCUGGUUAACUUGAAAUACUUGCGUUACUUGGACCUGAGCAGAAACAAUUUUAGUAGAAUUCAAAUUCCAAGUUUCUUUGGUUCACUUAGAAAAUUGAAAUACCUUAAUCUUUCUGAUGCAUCCUUUAUUGGAAAGGUUCCUUCUUCUCUUGGAAACUUGUCAAAUUUGCAGUAUCUUGAUCUCUCUGCAAAUUCAUAUAUCUGGGUUUCUGAUGUGAACUGGGUCUCAAGGCUCUCUUCUCUCAGAUACAUAAAUCUUGGAUAUGUGGACAUGAGCUUCGCAUCAUCUACUUGGCUAGAAGCUUUUGGUGUCCUUUCUUCUCUUGAAGAAUUGCAUAUGCAGCGUUGUAAUCUUCAAGCCUUCCCUCAUGGUCGUCUCCCAACUGUGAAUUUCACUUCACUGUUGCUCCUCCAUCUCCAUGAAAAUAACUUCAAUUCUUCCAUCCCUCUAUGGUUGUUCAAUAUUACAACCCUUGUAGACUUGAACCUUGCUAAUUCUGGCAUUCAAGGCUCCAUACCCAAUAUUGCUUUCAGAAAUCUUUGUCACCUGCAGAAUCUUGCCUUUUCUUCCAACAGGAUUAACAGUCAACUAACGGAAGUCGUAGGUGGCUUGUCUGAAUGCAGUAACAAUUCCCUGAGGCUGCUGGAUUUGUCAAAUAAUUAUUUCUGGGGACCCAUUCCAGCAUCAAUCAUGAAGCUGUCGUUCUUAGAAGAGUUAGUUCUCGAUCUCAAUGAUUUGAAUGGAACCAUCCCAGAAAGUAUUGGACAACUGAAGGCUUUGAAAUCUCUGAGCCUCACUGGAAACUCUUGGGAAGGCAUCAUUUCUGAGGUUCAUUUUCACUCACUUGAAGAUUUGAAGUACUUUGGCAUAUCCUCUACAAAUAAAUCUCUUGCAUUUGACUUGAGAAAUGAGUGGAUUCCACCUUUCAGUCUAGAAGACAUCCACAUUGCUCAUUGUCAAGUAGGCCCAUCUUUCCCUGGAUGGCUUGAAACUCAGAAGGAAUUGGUUGCUAUUACCCUUAAUGAAGUUGCAAUUUCAGACACUAUACCUGCCUGGAUUUGGGACAUGAGUCCACAGAUUGAGUUGUUGUUUCUUUACAAUAAUCAAUUACGUGGAACAGUGCCACAAGCAUUAAGAUUCUCGCCAGUAAUGUCGGUUGUGGAUCUAAGUUUUAACCUCUUAGAAGGUCCAAUCCCAAGUUGGUACAAUGUUAUCUGUCUCUGGCUGAGCAACAACAAAUUUUCAGGACAAAUUCCUGAAAACAUUGACCAAGCCAUAUCAAUCUUGGAUCUUUCAGGGAACUCUCUAACAGGAAACCUGCCUUCUUCAUUGAGUGAAUUAAAAAACUUGCAAAUUCUUUCUCUUUCAGAUAAUCAGUUAUCUGGGAAAAUCCUUGUUGAUUGGAAGGGUUUGACAGGGUUGAACGCAUUGGAUCUAUCUAAGAACAAUCUCUCUGGUCGCAUCCCAAGCACGUUAUGUUCAAUACGUAGUCUUACUGAUUUGAAACUGAACAACAAUAAUUUUUCUGGGAAAGUGUACAAGUCCUUGGAAAAUUGCACACGUUUGUCGAUGCUUGAUCUUGCAGGCAAUGAAUUCACAGGGAAAAUACCAAAUCUGAUUGGUGAAAGGCAAUUGUUUCUUGAAUCAGUAAACCUGAAAGCCAACAAGUUCAUUGGAAGCAUUCCUGAAUAUUUUUGUCAUCUUCCUGUUCUUCGCAUAUUAGUCCUGUCUGGUAAUAACUUGUCAGGAUCAAUCCCACCAUGCUUGGCCAACUUAACCAGCUUGAAAUCUUUUACAAGUUACUUUGAAUCACAGCUGGGUUCUCGUCCAGCGUACAUAGAGGAGAUGGAUUUGAUGAUGAAGGGAAGAAAAGUUGAGUAUACCAAAACAUUACAAGUUGUGAAUGUCAUAGACCUCUCACAAAAUAAUCUGCAUGGAGAAAUUCCUGAAGAAAUGAUGAACUUAUCAUACUUGAUUACUUUUAAUCUGUCAAGGAAUCAGUUGACAGGGAAGAUACCAGAGAAUAUUGGAGACUUAAAGCAUCUAGAAACUCUUGAUCUCUCGUGUAAUCAUCUUUCAGGUUCUAUUCCUCCAAGCAUGUCUUCCAUGACUUUCUUGAAUUAUCUCAACUUAUCACACAACAACUUAUCAGGACCAAUUCCGUCAGCCAACCAAUUUCAUACCUUCUCUGAUCCUUCAAUUUAUGAGGGUAAUCCUGAACUCUGUGGCUCUCCAUUGCCAAUCACUUGCUCAAUGCCAAAAGAUAAAGAUGAAGAAGCCAAAGUUGGUGACCAUAGAGAUGAUGGGAUUGAAAUGAUAUGGUUUUACUCAGGCAUGGCAUUGGGCUUUGUAGUCGGAUUUUGGUCAGUUUGUGGCACUUUGAUAUUGAAAAAACCUUGGAGACACGCUUAUUUUCGAUUUGUGGAUAGAAUGAAAGACAACGCCUAUGUGUUCGCUGCAGUAAACAAGGCUCGAUUGUUAAAGAAACUGAAAAGAGAAAUAUGAGAUGGUGAAUUGGUGCAAUAGGUAAAACAGGAUUUUUCCUUUCACCGCUUUUGCUAUUGUAAUGAAUGUGAUUUUGAAAAAAAGAAUUCAAAUGGUUUCGUACAAAAUCAUUUAUGAAUUUAUAUUUUUUAAGUUAAAAAAUUUUAAAUUCUUUUAUUUUAAUAAAGAAUUUUUCAAGAAAAGAAUUCAAUUGAAUUAAAUUC